Molecule: messenger RNA, 1049 nt
Organism: Carassius auratus (goldfish)
Lineage: Eukaryota; Metazoa; Chordata; Actinopteri; Cypriniformes; Cyprinidae
Product: high choriolytic enzyme 1
Exons: 9
Coding region: 69-875 (268 amino acids)
Biological process (GO): proteolysis
Molecular function (GO): metalloendopeptidase activity; zinc ion binding
Source: RefSeq, a predicted model, not a curated record
GCUUCAGCUCAGCUCUCUCACAGUUUUAUUCUCAGCUAGAUUAUUUUUUUUAAAAACACUGAGGGGAAAUGGACUGUGUAUUGCUUUUCUCCAUCUCGGCCGUGCUGCUAUGUCUUUCUCAAGCUCUUCCUGCUAUGGUGCUGCCCACUGAUCAAGAUAUCCAGUCUGAGAAGCAUGAUGAUCUGGAUAUUUUCUCAAGAAUUCUGGAGGCAAACAAAGAGAUCAGUGACAUGCUUCUGGAGGGAGAUUUGGCUUUACCCAAAACAAGGAAUGCCAUGAAAUGCUUGAAUGACUACUGCAAAUGGCCAAAAUCCCCAUCUGGACAGGUUGAAGUGCCAUAUACCAUCGCAAGGGACUUCUAUGAUGAUGAGAAGGCAGUGAUUGAAAAUGCAAUGAAGAGCAUCGCUGCAAAAACCUGCGUCCGUUUUGUGUCGCGAAGCAAUCAAGUGGACUACAUCAGCAUUGAGAAUAUAGUAGGCUGCUCAUCUACUGUCGGGAGAUCUGGAGGCAAACAGCAGUUGGCUCUGUCUGUGAGCGGCUGUGUUUCUCACGGGAUCAUUGAGCAUGAGCUCCUCCAUUCUCUGGGGUUCAACCACGAACACACCAGGAGCGACAGAGACCAGUACGUCCAGAUCAACUGGCAGAAUAUUCCAGAAGCAACUGCAUACAACUUUCAGAAGAAGGACACAAAUAAUCUGAAUACCGCUUAUGACUACAGCUCCAUCAUGCAUUAUGGAAGGACUGCCUUUGCCAAACAGUAUGGCAAGGACACCAUCACUCCAAUUCCUAACCCUUCAGUGCAGAUCGGACAGAGAACGGAAAUGUCUAACAUUGACAUCCUGAGGAUCAACAAGCUCUAUGAGUGCGCUCUUUAAAGUGAACACUGAAGAUCGAACCCCAGUGAAAUACAGACUGUGACAAAAUAAAAGGAUUACGGUACUGUGUUACCAAAGUAAAUCUUUUCCGUCCUCUUUUGUCUGUAACUUAACCACAUAAAUGUUAUGGAUUGACUGCAAUGCUGAAUUGCAAUAAACCUUGUUUACUGGUGA